UUCCUCCUAUUGGCUCUUUAUCUUUUCUUUUAUAUUUUCUUUCCACCAUUAGACUCAUUAUCCGGGCAAUCUCCCUCUCCUUCUUGCAUAUCCCGGCAGCUAGGCCUGAAUUUGUUCUGGAUCACUUGCUUUUGGACUAUUGGAUGUUUCCAGCUCUUAGAACAUUCACUAAUCUCUAGCUUUAUGCUUCCUUACUUGUCGGGAAUAUGUAUAUUGCGCAGUCGGAUCGUUUCUUUAAUGCUCUGAAGGGUCAUGGAACUCUUUGUCGUCUAGUCAUUCUCCCCUAUGAGAGCCAUGGCUAUGCCGCAAGAGAGAGCAUCCGGCAUGUUCUCUGGGAAACAAACAAGUGGCUACAAAAGCAUUGUGUACCAAACACUACUGACGGAACUGCUGAUCUUGACACUUGCAAAGAUGGUGCAACCAAAGAAGCUGCUGACUCUGAAGGAAAAGCAUCUGUGCCCAGCGGUGGUGGCAGCCCGGAGCUGGAUCAGUCUAAUCAAAAGCCAAGGUCAUUAAUGUGAUUGAAUUGCUGAAACUCACCUUUUUUAUGGCUUGUAUUUGGAGCGACAAUACGAAAACGACCGCAUGUGCUCAAAAGCCUAACGGAAAUAAGUUUUCAUUAUUUCGGGUAAUUUCAUGAUUAAGGGUGUUAUAUACCAUUGUACCGCAAAUUAUCAUUUUCUGACAUUCUCACAGUGAAGGGAAGGGAUCAGGGGAAUCACAAAUCUCUAGGCAAUCCGUGACGCGGGAGACCGCUUUGAUUGUCCAUUCUUAACUAAUAAGCAGCCGUUACAAUU
Messenger RNA from Rubroshorea leprosula, 797 nucleotides. The record is from the annotation of a GenBank genome assembly. NCBI's taxonomy places the organism in Eukaryota, Viridiplantae, Streptophyta, Magnoliopsida, Malvales, Dipterocarpaceae.